Messenger RNA from Cladophialophora immunda, 1281 nucleotides. RefSeq lists its product as uncharacterized. Gene Ontology annotation, molecular function: DNA-binding transcription factor activity, RNA polymerase II-specific; zinc ion binding. The transcript has a single exon. Bases 345 to 1085 code for a protein of 246 amino acids. NCBI's taxonomy places the organism in Eukaryota, Fungi, Ascomycota, Eurotiomycetes, Chaetothyriales, Herpotrichiellaceae. Gene Ontology annotation, biological process: regulation of DNA-templated transcription. The record is from RefSeq and is a predicted model, not a curated record.
AUAAGUCGGACCCCGGCAUACACGUAUGGAGUAAAAUAAGGAGGCAGUCUCCGAGGUCGAACUCCUCUUUGGAAAACAAAAGAAGAAGAAGGGUUCGUGCAUUUCCAGGAAACUCUCCCCACCCCGUGAGUUAUCUGACCAUUUGAUCUGCCACGCAUCUGGCCCUGGUUUGCGGGAAGAGAGUGGUGCGUCCAUUAAAUAUACUAGAAGAUGCGCCUCGUCGGUGACUCCAACCUCUCCUAGGACACUGUAUCCUUCAACGAGGCCCCUUUCACCGAAGAAGACCAUAUUCGACCCCCGUUCCAUCUUUCUCAUUUGGAGGCCUAGGCCUACACUCUAUCAAAAUGCCAGUGUUACCAACCGGAAUCGCCACGGAUAUUUCGACCUCAUCUACGAGUGAGGAGCAUCAAGACACGGCCCCCGGAUAUCUUGGCUCCGAACUUCCCAACAUUACCCUGAGGCCUCUUCUCCCACGGCUGCACAACUCCACGACAGCCUCGUUCCUGGGGGUGGUCGCCGCCGCACAGAAAAACGGCCGACGCACCCGCACCAACGUCACCAUUGCCUGCGACGGCUGCAAACAGGCGCGGGCCAAGUGCGACGGCAGGUUACCGUGCUUGAGGUGCACCAGGAGAUCGGCCGGGUGCAGGUACGACCAAGGGCACGACCGGCGGCAGCGUCGCGGUUCCCAGGAAGAGAUCCAGGCGCUGACGGCCCGUCUCAUUCGGUACCGGCGCCUCAUCUACCUCCUGCGCCAUUUCCCCCGCGGAGACGCCGACGGCAUCCUCGACCGCCUGAGGUCCCCGUCGGCGGAGGCGGUCGAAGACCAUAAACCCCCUCCUCCCACGGACCUCAACUCCACGACGGCGGCGCCGGAGGCGAUGGAGGACGAGAAGCAGGAUUCGCUCUCAGUCACGGAGAUGGAGGAGACGGCCGCGUUGGUGGCGUGGAUUAGGCACGAUUUGGACCGUCCCCCCCAGCACGCGUGGCCCGCCAAAGAGACGCCUUCAGACCAGGAUGAGUGUGAAACACUGGGUACGAGGGCUGACAAGGCUGUCUUUACUGUACAGGGGCUCUUGUGUUGAGCUGGAUCCGCCGAGGGGGAGGGGGGGCCUGCCAUGGCAGAUUCCGGAAUCCAGAAUCAUGCGAGCACAGGCCCUUUUUUUUUUACCUGCAUCUACUGUGUACAAGUACUUGGUAGUAGGACCAGGGGGGCCCUCAAGCCGUCACUGAUUGGUUCGCGUCAAGAAACAUUGUCGUUCGAGCAUUGUUAGAAACGAG